This is a messenger RNA of Pundamilia nyererei, 3167 nucleotides long. RefSeq names its product phospholipase A2, group XV (gene pla2g15). The record is from RefSeq and is a predicted model, not a curated record. Bases 203 to 1456 code for a protein of 417 amino acids. The transcript has 7 exons. Gene Ontology annotation, biological process: lipid metabolic process. NCBI's taxonomy places the organism in Eukaryota, Metazoa, Chordata, Actinopteri, Cichliformes, Cichlidae.
ACCCCUCCUGAGGAUGGCAGGAGGGGCACUUUCUUAAAGGCGUAACUGUUUUUCGCAAAACACCGUGUGCUCUUAAAAUCCGGAACUCGUGAUCAUCCACAGUGGUAGUUUACUCGCACCAGUGGGCUUUAACGGCAAACCGCAGCCGGCUCCACACAUCGCGGAGGUAUUAUGCUCUUCAGGCUAUGAUAUAUCAGGAGUCAUGGCGGGUUGGCACCGGGUAACUGCCUUCUGUGUCGGGCUUUUAUUAAUGCUGUUGUCGGCACCCAGCUCCGAGAAACCGGCGGGGAAAUGUCUCGGCGAAAAGCCUCGUCCAUCCCCAAAACCCCCGGUCGUCCUCAUUCCAGGAGAUCUGGGAAACCAGCUGGAAGCGAUGCUGGACAAACCCACUGUGGUCCAUUACAUCUGCUACAAGAAGACUGACACAUACUUCACACUGUGGCUCAACCUGGAGCUGCUGGUGCCUGUAGCCAUAGACUGCUGGAUAGACAACAUUAGGCUGAUCUACAACCAGACCACACACACCACCUCUUCCCCACCAGGUGUGGACAUCCGCGUCCCUGGGUUCGGGAAGACCUUCUCAGUGGAGUACCUGGAUCCAAGCAAACGCAGUGUGGGAAUGUAUUUCUUCAGUAUAGUGCAGGCACUGGUAGACUGGGGUUACACCAGAGAUGAUGAUGUGAGAGGAGCACCCUAUGAUUGGAGGAAAGCGCCCAAUGAGAAUAAAGAUUAUUUCUUGGCGCUGCAAAAGAUGAUUGAAGAGAUGGUGGAGAAGGCUGGAGAGCCCGUGGUGCUCAUCGCGCACAGCAUGGGCAACCUGUACACUCUGUACUUCCUCAACCAGCAGCCACAGGCUUGGAAAGAUCGGUACAUCAAGGCUUUCGUCUCUCUCGGAGCGCCGUGGGCCGGCGUAGUGAAGACCUUACGUGUGGUCAUCUCUGGUGAUAAUGACCGCAUCCCAGUGAUCAGCCCGCUCAGGAUUCGCUCCCAGCAACGUUCUGCUGUCUCCACCAACUGGCUGUUUCCCUUUGUCCGCUCCUGGCCCAAAGAUAAGGUCUUUGUCCAGACACCUACCGCCAACUACACUGUGCAGGACUACCAUCGCCUCUACUCUGACAUCAAUUUUGAGGACGGCUGGAUGAUGCAGCAGGACACAGAAUCGCUGGUGGCUGACUUCACACCCCCCGGCGUGCCUGUCCACUGUCUGUACGGUGUAGGCAUUUCCACUCCUGAAGCAUUUCAGUACUCAGAAAAGUUCCCAGACGUGGAGCCCACAGUGUUGACCGGUGAGGGGGACGGGACGGUGAACCUGUACAGUGCCCUCCAGUGCAAACGCUGGAUAGGAAAGCAGAAGCAGCCUGUGACGUUGGUUGAACUUCCACAAAAUGAGCACGUUGACAUGCUGCUCAAUGUGACAACUGUGGACUAUAUUAAGAAAGUGGUGUUUUCUCCGUGAUGCUGGCUGGCAGGCAGACUGCUCUGUUUGCCUUACACUGACACGCGGAGCAAGACGGGAACUGACGUCUCACCUGUCUGAACAAUGAUUGCCAAAUAUUCCCCAUUUAUGCCACAAUGCUCAAGGAAAGUAUUACGGUUCUUUAGGACAAAUGUAGGUUGAUAUUUUUUUUUUGAUUUUUAUAGCUGUUACUCUAAAGUCUACAUGCAAAGAGUUUAACUCUUUGCAUGUAGACUUGCAUGUGCUUUAAUAAAAUGGUUGAUGUUUUGAUCUUCAAUGAGAUUUCUGAACUCUGACUGUAUUGUGGUAAAAUUGUAACUAGUUAAAGCAAAUACUGAAUUUACAGCCUUUUCAUUCCAGCUGAUUUUUUUUUAUUUAUAUAAAUCCUGCCUUUUUUCAAAAUUUCUUAGCUGUAUAUCGCUGGUUGUUAGGAUUCAUGUUACAAAAAGCGCGUGCUGAAGGAUUAGACCCAUACACAUCUGAUUUCUAGGUUUCAAAGAUGGUUGAAUUUGAUAUCUUCUUGGACUAAAGACUUCUCCUUUCCCUGAUUUAAGCCUUCAAACUGUUCCUGAGGGAAGAUGACACACUAUUGGUCAUAAGAUGGAGUUUAUAUCUACCAAAUGGAAUUUAAUGUUUUUAAUUUGUGAAACCUAGGAGUUUUAUCAGUGAAACUUAUCGAUUGGGUCUCAUGAGGACAACUUAAUUGGCUUACAAAACUCAUAAAGUGGCCAAAGCAACAUAAAAGCUACCCUAAGGCUCAGAUUUACCAAUCAAAAAACUCUUUGUGAGGCUGCAUGUAAGGCAGAAAGUCAACUGAAGAAUCAGUGCAGUCUAGACACCGGCCCGUAGGACACAUGCUGCUCUUGCCAUCCUGCUAGUAUGGGGUUAUCUUAUCAUUUAAAGGUGGCAUUUCUGCUGAAUACUAGAAGUAUUUCUGGUUUAAACUUUAAAUUUAUAUGUAUCAGAUCAGUGGGUACCUCAAGGCACUUCACACUGGAAAGUCAGCAGAAUAGAAGUCCAAUAAUCAAACAAUCCUUGAUGAGCAAGCAUUGGAUGACAGUGGAGAGGAAGAAAUCCCCGUUUAACAGGAAGAAGGCUCCAGGUUAGGUUUGCAAAAGCCAUGAUUUGGCUUAGAAUAAAACUUUUUUUUUUUUUCCUUGGGUCUUACCUUCGUUUACUCAAACACUAGAGGAGUCUCACACACAUGACACUGACUUCAUAACUGAUUGUUUACAUUUGUGGGUUUAAACUUUACUCUGUGCAGACCUAUCAAAGGGUCUGUUUUGGGUUUCUCUCAGAGGGUGAGCCCAACCUGGGCUGGCUAAUCAGGGGAAGAGGGACCCCUUCUGUGUCUGCUACUGAAUACACUGAAUGCCAUCAUUUAAAGAGCUAAUGCUUUUUUGAAAUGCUAAGAUGGUUUGUUCAGGACAAAGAUUUUAAUAAAUCCUAAGACUUUUGUAUAUAUCAGGACAGAAUGAUUCAAUAAAUUAGUUCUUGACACCAGAUUUCAUGCUCUGAAGCUUAAUUACAGCCACCGGGGGAUGACUCAAGACCAUGAGAUGGGUUUUUCUUUUGUGGAUGUGAAAAGUUCAAAAUUGGACAGUGUGUUCUGACGUGACUGUAUUGUGCCAUGCUGCCCCUCACCGGGCCAGACCAAGAUGAUCUACUUAUUCACGUGCUGCCUUCUAUUCAUUAAAUUCUUUCAAAUAUU